Messenger RNA from Drechmeria coniospora, 2022 nucleotides. Its product is annotated as HEX2 protein-like protein. Gene Ontology annotation, biological process: cellular response to glucose starvation; protein catabolic process in the vacuole. The coding region runs from base 1 to 2022 and encodes 673 amino acids. The transcript has 2 exons. The record is from RefSeq and is a predicted model, not a curated record. Lineage: Eukaryota; Fungi; Ascomycota; Sordariomycetes; Hypocreales; Ophiocordycipitaceae.
AUGCAAGCUCGAUCACGUCUCUCCCCCUUCCCGCUCACGCAUCAUUCGCAUUCGCCAUCGCCGUCAUCGUCGCACUCGCCAUCGCCGUCGCCGUCGCCGUCGCCUCGCGCCAAUCGCCACGCGCCAUAUCACACGUCGCCCUCCCUCGGCCUCUUCGAAGCGUUGGAGCGACCAGCAACCACCGUUCUCAUCACCUCGGCCGACGUCACCUAUGAGUUGCUAGCCUCGACCGAAGCCCUGCUCGCGCCGCGGCGUCGCUUCCCCUUGGCGACCUCACCGUCCCCCCCCCUCUCCUCCACGAUGGCCGCAGUUCUGCCUUCCGAGAACAUCAGCUACUUCUCGACGUCUCUGCGUCGCUCGCAGUCUCAGUCUCACCUGUCCGGAGACCCGACAUCCUUCCACUCGCAUGCCGACAUCACCCAUUCCUACGCCUCGUCCAAAUCCUACGCCGACUCGGAGCACUCGUCGGCGCCUUCGUCUCCCCUCGCCAUCCAAGCCGAGUCCACCGAUGUCUCGUUCAUCUCGACUCCUGCCAGCAACCUGUCGAUAUCGUCCGACUACGAUGAAACGCUAGCCCUCGACGACGCUCUCGAGGAACAGUUCAGCCUGCCCAUGCUCUCCCAAGACAAGUUCUUCGUGUCGCCUCAGAUCCACCACGACGACAGCCUAGAACCCCCGCCCAGCCCCAAGGCGGCCGACUCCUGCACCCUCUCCCCACCCGAUGCCGACAACUCGCUCGUCGGCUCGGGGUCGGACACGCCGGAUUGCGUGGAGCAUGCCGAGGACGACACGGCCAUCGUGAGCCGACCCUCGCGGCAGGUCGACUACCUGUCCCACAACUGGAGGGAAGAGGACAUCUGGUCCUCGUGGAGGUAUAUCGUCUCGAGGAGAGAGCAGUUUCCCAACAGCACGAGGUUGGAGAACGCCUCUUGGCGGACGUGGAUGAAGGCCAAGAACAAGCUCAAGACCAUCUCACCCGAGGAGCUUAAUUGGCUCAAGGACUGCGACGUGACCUGGCUGUAUGGGCCGCUGCAGUCGGGAUCGAAUCACCUUCACCCCACCCAGACCGAACCCUCGAGCUCGAUGCUGUCCAAGUCGGAUUCGCUCGUCAACCUCAACAAGAAACCCAUCCUCAAGAAGCGGAGCAUGUCGGAGAUCAUGCUGCAGCGAUCGCUGACGGCCUCCUCGCUGCUCAAGCAGGCGACGGCGGCCGUGCACGCCCAGGAGACGGGCAUCCUGCGCCCGAACCUCUCGCGGGCCAACACCGACUGUUACGUCACCUUUCCGCUCUCCACGCGGAGGGUGAGCUGCGGCAACACCGGCUCCGUGACGCAGUCGACGACGGACUCGUCGGGCGUCUCGUCGCCGUACCCGGAAUCGAAGCACAUCCACUUCAACGACAAGGUCGAGCAGUGCAUCGCCGUCGAGGUCAAGGGCGACGACGACGACGACGACGACAUGGAGCUGGAGUUGUGCGGCGACGACAGCGAAUCCGACGACGGCGUCAUGAUGAAGCGAGUCAGGUCGAAGAAGCGCGGUCCCUCGACGAAGAGGCGGUCGAAAAAGGCGGCUCAGCCCGAGGGAAAGACCAUCGCCAUGCUGCCGUCGACGACGCUCAAGUACCGCGAGGACACGCCCGAGCCGCCCGAGACGGCCAUGAAGCAUAGUAGCGGCAUCAUGCACAGCCCCCUGCUGUCGCCCUCCUCGUCGCAGGAGACGCUUCGGCCCAGCAAGCAGUCCGCCUUCUACUUUGGCGCCGACGACGAUGACUCGGACGAAGCGGCCGUCACCUCCACUUCCGGCUGGCGGUCGCCUUCGUCUGGCGGCAUCUGCCGAUCCAACUCGAACAGCAGCCUGGCCGACGAGCCCGCGGGCAUGCGGCGCACUCCCUCCGGCAUGCUCAUGCCUUGCGACGAUGGCGAAGCGCCCAUCGGCGACGGCAUCAUGGGUCGCGUCAUCGACACCGUCAACACGGCGCGCGAUAUUGCCCAUGUAAUUUGGAAUGUGGGCUGGAGGAAAUGA